Molecule: messenger RNA, 402 nt
Organism: Cylindrotheca closterium
Lineage: Eukaryota; Bacillariophyta; Bacillariophyceae; Bacillariales; Bacillariaceae
Source: the annotation of a GenBank genome assembly
AUGGAAUCUCGAAAACGACAAAGCGAUACAGCAGUUAUUGUACCACAACAACAACGACAACAACAACAGGCAAUGCAAUUUUCAAACACGACGCCAUCAACCAGAAGUCGCUUACGAGUGCGCAUAAAACGCUUUCAUGGAGUGGCCAAAUGGACUUGGAAUGCUGGGAGUGAGGAUGAAGUUUGUGGUAUUUGUCAGUCACCCUUUGAAGGAGUGGCGCCGGGUGCCAAAUAUCCAGGAGACGAGUGUCCAGUCGUCUUUGGGAAAUGUGGGCAUGCCUUUCAUUUGCAAUGCGUUGCCACUUGGUUGAAUUCCCAGCGGACGACCUGUCCCUACUGUCGACAAGAAUGGGAGUUUGGGCAGUCCAGUGAUCAACGACGAGUGUCCGAACAGAAUCCUUAA